AAACAAGAGAAACUAACCAACAAAGGCGUUGGUAAAGAAAACUAUAAUCACAAUGCGAUCUUCUUCUAAGAUGGGGCCUUCAGCCAAUCUCAUUUGCGCUCUAGGAGUUAUCAUCAUGGCAACAACGGUUGCUGCAUAUGAGCCAUACACGUAUAGUUCUCCACCACCACCAUAUUCUUCCCCAUCUCCUAAGGUAGAAUACGAGUCUUCCCCACCACCAUACGUUUCUCUACCACCACUACCAUCUAUCUCUCCAUCACCUAAGGUUGAAUACAACUCUCCUCCUCCACCAUAUGUCUACAGUUCUCCACCACCACCACCAUACUACUCACCAUCCCCCAAGAUUGAGUACAAGUCUCCUCCCCCACCGUAUGUUUACAGUUCUCCACCACCACCAUACUACUCACCAUCCCCCAAGAUUGAGUACAAGUCUCCUCCCCCACCGUAUGUUUACAGUUCUCCACCACCACCAUACUACUCACGCUCUCCUAAGGUAGACUAUAAGUCUCCCCCACCACCGUAUGUUUACAGUUCCCCACCACCACCUUAUUAUUCGCCUUCCCCUAAAGUUGAGUACAAAUCUCCUCCCCCACCAUAUGUUUACAGUUCCCCGCCACCACCAUACUACUCACCAUCUCCUAAAGUAGACUACAAAUCUCCUCCACCACCGUAUGUUUACAGUUCUCCACCACCACCAUACUACACACCUGCCCCUAAGGUAGACUACAAGUCUCCACCACCACCAUAUGUCGACAGUUCUCCACCACCACCAUACUACUCACCAAGCCCUAAGGUAGACUACAAGUCUCCACCACCACCAUAUGUCGACAGUUCUCCACCACCACCAUACGAUUCCCCAUCCCCUAAGGUUGUAUACAAAUCUCCUCCACCACCGUAUGUUUACAGUUCUCCACCACCACCAUCCUACUCACCAAGCCCUAAGGUAGACUACAAGUCUCCACCACCACCAUAUGUCGACAGUUCUCCACCACCACCAUACGAUUCCCCAUCCCCUAAGGUUGUAUACAAAUCUCCUCCACCACCGUAUGUUUACAGUUCUCCACCACCACCAUCCUACUCACCAAGCCCUAAGGUAGACUACAAGUCUCCACCACCACCAUAUGUCGACAGUUCUCCACCACCACCAUACGAUUCCCCAUCCCCUAAGGUUGUAUACAAAUCUCCUCCACCACCGUAUGUUUACAGUUCUCCACCACCACCAUCCUACUCACCAAGCCCUAAGGUAGACUACAAGUCUCCACCACCACCAUAUGUCGACAGUUCUCCACCACCACCAUACGAUUCCCCAUCCCCUAAGGUUGUAUACAAAUCUCCUCCACCACCGUAUGUUUACAGUUCUCCACCACCACCAUCCUACUCACCAAGCCCUAAGGUAGACUACAAGUCUCCACCACCACCAUAUGUCGACAGUUCUCCACCACCACCAUACGAUUCCCCAUCCCCUAAGGUUGUAUACAAAUCUCCUCCACCACCGUAUGUUUACAGUUCUCCACCACCACCAUCCUACUCACCAAGCCCUAAGGUAGACUACAAGUCUCCACCACCACCAUAUGUCGACAGUUCUCCACCACCACCAUACGAUUCCCCAUCCCCUAAGGUUGUAUACAAAUCUCCUCCACCACCGUAUGUUUACAGUUCUCCACCACCACCAUCCUACUCACCAAGCCCUAAGGUAGACUACAAGUCUCCACCACCACCAUAUGUCGACAGUUCUCCACCACCACCAUACGAUUCCCCAUCCCCUAAGGUUGUAUACAAAUCUCCUCCACCACCGUAUGUUUACAGUUCUCCACCACCACCAUCCUACUCACCAAGCCCUAAGGUAGACUACAAGUCUCCACCACCACCAUAUGUCGACAGUUCUCCACCACCACCAUACGAUUCCCCAUCCCCUAAGGUUGUAUACAAAUCUCCUCCACCACCGUAUGUUUACAGUUCUCCACCACCACCAUCCUACUCACCAAGCCCUAAGGUAGACUACAAGUCUCCACCACCACCAUAUGUCGACAGUUCUCCACCACCACCAUACUACUCACCAGCCCCAAAGAUAAACUACAAAUCUCCACCACCACCAUAUGUUUACAGUUCCCCACCACCACCAUACUACUCACCAGCCCCAAAGAUAAACUACAAAUCUCCACCACCACCAUAUGUUUACAGUUCUCCACCACCACCAUACUACUCACCAAGCCCUAAGGUAGACUACAAGUCUCCACCACCACCAUAUGUCUACAGUUCCCCACCACCACCAUAUUACUCACCAACCCCUAAGGUAGACUACAAGUCUCCACCACCACCAUAUGUUUACAGUUCUCCACCACCACCAUACUACUCGCCUUCUCCUAAGGUGUACUACAAGUCUCCUCCACCACCAUAUGUCUACAGUUCUCCACCACCACCAUACUACUCCCCAUCCCCUAAGGUUGUAUACAAAUCUCCUCCACCACCAUAUGUUUACAAGUCCCCACCACCACCAUACUACUCACCAGCCCCAAAGGUAAACUACAAAUCUCCACCACCGCCAUAUGUUUAUAGUUCUCCACCACCACCAUACUACUCGCCUUCUCCCAAGGUGUACUACAAGUCUCCACCACCACCAUACAUCUACAGUUCCCCACCACCUCCAUACUACUCACCAGCCCCUAAGGUACACUACAAGUCUCCACCACCACCAUACUACUCGCCUUCUCCUAAGGUGUACUACAAGUCUCCACCACAUCCUCAUGUAUGUGUUUGUCCACCACCUCCUCCAUGUUAUUCUCCAUCCCCUAAGGUUGUGUACAAGUCUCCUCCACCACCAUAUGUCUACAGUUCUCCACCACCACCAUACUACUCCCCAUCCCCUAAGGUUGUAUACAAAUCUCCUCCACCACCAUAUGUUUAUAGUUCCCCACCACCACCAUACUACUCACCAGCCCCUAAGGUAGAUUACAAGUCUCCUCCACCACCAUAUGUUUACAGCUCUCCACCACCACCAUACUACUCCCCAUCCCCUAAGGUUGCAUACAAAUCUCCUCCACCACCAUAUGUUUACAGCUCCCCACCACCACCAUACUACUCCCCAUCCCCUAAGGUAGACUAUAAGUCUCCACCACCACCAUAUGUCUACAGCUCCCCACCACCACCGUACUACUCACCUUCUCCUAAGGUGUACUACAAAUCUCCUCCACCACCAUAUGUCUACAGUUCCCCACCACCGCCACCUUAUUACUCUCCCUCACCAAAGGCUGAGUACAAAUCCCCACCUCCUCCAUCGUAUUCACCUUCUCCAAAAACUGAGUAUUAAACCUCAUGAUCCCCAUCUUCGUAUUACUAUCAUUAAAACAACAAAUGCCAUUCGAAACUAAGCUACUGAAUUUUAUUUUAUUUCUUCUUUCCUUUUGUUCUUGAUGCUACUUGUAUCUUUUAAGUUUCUUUGGAUUUGGAUUAAAAUUUGGCUACAAAACCUUCAUAUGGUUUCAUGUUUUUUCUUUAAUAUGUGUAAAGAUUGCUUGAAAUCUGUAUGAAGAAUUCGUUCGCGAAUUUGAAUUUGUAGUGUGUAUUCUUGACUUUAUAACUUUGGAUAAUAUAAUUUAUCGAUCC
This is a messenger RNA of Camelina sativa (false flax), 3603 nucleotides long. RefSeq lists its product as uncharacterized. The record is from RefSeq and is a predicted model, not a curated record. Gene Ontology annotation, molecular function: structural constituent of cell wall. Gene Ontology annotation, biological process: plant-type cell wall organization. Lineage: Eukaryota; Viridiplantae; Streptophyta; Magnoliopsida; Brassicales; Brassicaceae.